This is a messenger RNA of Bacillus rossius redtenbacheri, 4013 nucleotides long. RefSeq names its product O-acyltransferase like protein-like. The transcript has 13 exons. Bases 19 to 2202 code for a protein of 727 amino acids. The record is from RefSeq and is a predicted model, not a curated record. Lineage: Eukaryota; Metazoa; Arthropoda; Insecta; Phasmatodea; Bacillidae.
CGCCCCGGACGGACCGACAUGACGCCGACGUGCCUGUGGUGCUGCCUGGCGGCGCUGGUGCUAACCUCCACCACGUCGCGCGACGAGCGCAACGGCUCCGCGGCCGCCGCGUGGUGGGGGAGGGGGGACGACCCACACGACGACGAAGGCAACGCGACGCUGCCCGUCCCGCCUCCCCCCGCGCCGCCCGUCGACGAGUGCGGCGCCGACGACUGGGACGCGGGGGCGUCGGCGGCGCUGGCGGCGCGCAAGUGGACGACAGUGCUGCCGCCCUUCAGCGCGGCGGCGGGGAGAGGCGCGAGUCGCGACUGCGUGGAGGACAGCCGCACCUUCCUGCGCGAGCUGGACAAGCUGUCGCUGUGGGCCGUCAAGAUGCACGACUCGUCGGGCAAGCUGCCCUCCGGCCUGCUGAACGGCAACGUGAACCAGUUCGGCGACUACGACCAGUGCGUGUCGGCGGUCAGCCCGGGGGCGGCGGGUAAGCGCGGGGCCGUGCGCGGCCAGUACUGCCUCGCCUACCUGCAGCUGCAGAUGGCAGAGCGCGCCGACCCGCGGCUGCACGGCCUGCACCAGCUGCUGCAGUCCCACUGGGCCUUCCGCAGCAACAUGGACGACCCGGGCCACCGGGUGCCCAGGUACUCGACCAUCCACUGGGCGCUGUGCGUGCCGCACUCCUGCUCGGCCGCCGACGUGCAGGCGUCCUUGGAGGACCUGCUGCAGAGGCACACCCGCUCCACCGGCGUCACCUUCCGCGCGAGGGUCGACCCGGAGAUGUGCCAGGUGGCGAGGGGCUGGGACCUGCCCUGGUCCAGCAUCGUCGUGGGGUUGUUGUUUGCAGCAAUUGUUGGGGUGGCUGCCGUUGCCACUAUUUGGGAAUACACUACGGAAAGACAAGAAAAUGAAGACAGGAGCACAGCGCUGGAGCUGUUCCAGUCCUUCUCCCUGAAGAGGAACCUGGAGCGACUGAUCAGCCUGGAGCAGCCGGCCAACGACAUCCACUGCCUGCACGGGAUCAGGUUCCUCAACGCCUACAUGCUGCUCAAGUCCCACAAGUCCAUGGCCGUGUUCUUCAUCCCGUACACCAACAGGACGGCCAUGGCCGAGUUCGUGGGCAAGUCGUGGACGGGGAUCGUGCGGGCGGCCAGUCUGUACACGGACCCCUUCAUCAUGAUGAGCGGGCUGCUCACGUCCUACAGCUUCUUCCGGCAGCUGCAGCGGAACAAGAGCCUCAGCGUCUACCGCCAGUACACCUCCCGCCUCUUCAGGCUCGUGCCCAACCUCGCCGCCCUCAUCCUGUUCUGCACCUUCCUGCUGCCGUGGCUCGGCUCGGGCCCGCAGUGGAACCUGGUGGUGCAGCACCACUCCGACAUCUGCAAGGCCAACUGGUGGAGGAACUUCCUCUUCAUACACAACUACUACGGUUUCGAAAACAUGUGCCUGACUCACACGCACCACUUGGGGAUAGACGCACAGCUCUUCUUCUUCUCGCCGCUGCUGGUGUUCCUGCUGUGGUGGAAGCCACAACUGGGCGUGCCCACCCUGGUAGCCCUCGCCGCCACGUCCACCGCGCUGCGCUACCAGGUGUCCUACGCCAAGCAGCUCAGCCCGUACGUCUACUUCGGAGCCUCGGUUUCGGAGCUGUUUAACACAGCUAACUUGUCGUACAUCAUUCCCCUUCACCGAGCGACCGUUUACAUCAUGGGCAUUCUUCUGGGCUACGUCCUGCAGCACGUGGGCACCGACUUCAGGAUGAAAAAGUCGCACCUGAUAUGUGGCUGGACGUUCACUGCGGCCAUGCUCUACUUCUCCCUCGUCGCCCCAUCCAAGAUGGGCGACAGGACAUACAUGUACGACCCCGUGGACGCCGCCAACUACGCAGCGUUCUCCCCGAUCGCCUGGUGCCUCGUCUUCUCCUGGGUCAUCUUCACAUCUCACACCGGGAACGGAGGUUUAAUUGGCAAGAUUUUCUCCAGUAGAGGCUUCUUGAUAUCUACACGGCUGUCGUACGCAUUUUACCUCACACAGUUUCCUGUAUUCUUUUACAACGUCGGCACAACGCGUACAGCCGAAUACUACACAAUUGGAAAAAUGUUCGAGGUGCUCGAAACAGGAGCCAUCGUGGCGGCGUCUGUGUUGCUGACUGUUCUGGUCGACAUGCCCUUCCAGAACAUCAGGAACACUCUCCUCAAGACAGACAAGUGAGCGGCUGCCGCCCGCCGAUGACGAAGAAACCACUCCACGUUGCAGCCAGCAGCCAGUAUAGUGCUGGCCAGUGGAACUGCCCCCACAGGAAGUGUUGUGCUUCUCACCAGGUGUGGAAGCAAAUCUGACACAAAGUACAAAAACAACAUGUGGGAUCUGUGAAACACAGCUAUGUGUGGACUCAAAUUUGCGUGUGUAUGUGUGUAAGCCUUAUGUUUGUUUGGUGAUGAAGAGACGAAGAUCGUACAGGCAGAGAAGACUUAAAAAUGUAAAGCACAAGAUGACGACAGAACCUGGGAAACUUGCAACUAAUGGAAUCCUCAAGGAAAAAAACAAAGCCCUUGUUGACAAGUUAUUUGUAUAGGUUUUACACAAAGAUUAUGUUUUUACAGUUGUGGCUCAUGAUGACGUGAUAUUUAAAGUAAAAUUUCAAAACACACAGGUGCAGAAACGGUAUAAAUUUUACAGUUUACAGAUAGGCAUUACUAGUGACAUCUUCCUCCGCUAUUCUUCCCAGACCGCAAUUGUUUCAGCAAACAGGGUGUCCAUAAAUAGUUGGGUGAACCAAUCACAGGACUUUUUCCUACACCUUUUAAUACAAUUUUAUUGCAACAUAUUAUAUUGCAGGUUCUAUUUUGCAUGUAAUAAGCAAACGUAGGCACAAUACAACUAAACAUUUUGUCAAUUUUUAUGUUAGAAAGAUAGAACCUUCUUGGAGAUACAUAUUUUCGACAUGAUUUAAGUGGGCAAUCUUUAAACAUUUAUAUUUGCAUUUAUAUUUGAUGUGCAAAUAAAGACAAAAAAAAUCAAAAAACAAAAUGCAAGUUAGCAAGGGCUGCUGUAAAUAAAAUUGUCUUGUAUUCCUAAAUCAUCACAGUUAGUUUGACACUAUUGUGACCUGUAGACACACUAGCAACUUAAUCUGUAAGCUCGCUGCAACAAAAAUGUUUCAUAGAUGAAUAAUUUAGGUGGACAGUAUUUGUAUGGUUGCCUACGUAAACAUUUUGUUGAAAAUAGAAAUUGCAAUCAAUUGAACGUACCAUGAUAAUGUUCCAGUGCUUUUGAACUCUUGUUUCACAGUGUCACAUAUGGUUCCUACACUCAUUAUUUUAAGUUAUGUGGCCUGUGUUUUGAUUAGUUGGCACUAAAGCUACCAGAAGCACGAGAAGGCUGGAGGUGGCAACAGGGUUACAUUACGUUACAGACCCUAUCCGGCAUCCAGUUCACAAGUGGUAAAACUGGAUGGUGGGUGUUGGUGUAUUUCAAGGAAAUAAGCAGAAUUUUACAAGGAAAGAAAAAUGUGUAGAUCGAAUAUAUUCUUUACAUUGCAACAGUGCACAGCACAUCAAAUGCUUUUAAGUUAAAAUGUAAAAUACAUUAAAUUAUUUUUGAACAUAUUUGAGUUCACGUGUUAAAACAGUCAGGAGUCUUAAACAACAUGUGUAAUUUAUACAAGCAAGCAUUAAUUUUGCUGACGUACAUCUGGCUGACAAAAUAUUUCCUAUGUACUUGGGUGAUUACCUUGCCCUUACAAAUGUUAUAUAUUAUGUGUUAUCAGCUAUAUACGAUGAUCACAAAUUUAAAUAUGUACACAUAAUUAAAAAAAUUGUAUAAAUAUGUUUAUAAAAUUACACUGUACAGGAUACUGAAAGAAAAGUGAUAAAUUUAUUGCUAUACUAUGAAAGUUUCUGUAUUGUAUGUAUGAUAUUAGGGGGAAAAAAUAAUUUGCUAUUCUGUCAGUAUUAAUUUAAUUGUUGACUAAUUUUGAUUGUAUUUUGUACAUUUUUAAGAAUACAAUAAAUGAUUAAAAA